Scatophagus argus is the source of this 1141-nucleotide messenger RNA. It is a transcript of the gene cimip2b, whose product is annotated as family with sequence similarity 166 member B. The record is from RefSeq and is a predicted model, not a curated record. The transcript has 6 exons. NCBI's taxonomy places the organism in Eukaryota, Metazoa, Chordata, Actinopteri, Scatophagidae. The coding region runs from base 271 to 1104 and encodes 277 amino acids.
AGAACCUUAUAGACAAUAACUUAACAAGCAUUUAUAGUGCGUAUGGGUACAUUAUUUGCUGGAUUUGACAUUAAAAAGCGUAACGGACUGUGAAUUCCCGUUUCAAACAGUCUUAAAACAACAACAGCAGUUUUUAUAUUAUCCCGGCAGAAAAAAAGCCUCGUCAGUUGAAUGUCGUCGGCCUCUUUCUGUUUGUUUAGGUUUAAUUCUCUGUAGCAACGAGUAAACACGGCGUGAAGGCGACCUGCUUCAGCGUCCGACACGAUCAACAUGGACAAACACGCCCCUAAAUUCAGCAAAGUUUCACUGACACCUGAGCCAUAUUAUAUACCGGGCUAUACAGGGCACUGUCCACAGCUGAAGUACAGUAUGGGGAAGUCUUAUGCCAAGCUCACAGCCGAGCUGCUCACCAACCCUGAGGUGAGACACUCCGAUCGCUUGGUCCUCCACACGGCUCAGCCCGACACUGCUCUGACACUGAGCAGCAGUAACGUGAGGGAGGUGAUACCUGGAUUCACAGGGUUCAUUCCGAGAAGACAAAACCACUUUGCCUGCAGCUACUCUGAAAUGUGUCGUAAAUCGCUGUCUGAGUUUUACCAGGAGAGAAGAGCAAAGACGCAGUCAGCAGACCUGCUACCUGAGGUUAACUAUGGCAACCAACAAUUUGAUAGACCAAAACUCCCAUUGACAGCAGUCUCUGACAAAGUGUUCAUCUACAAGCCCUUGAAGUCCUUGACCCCUACUUUAAGUCCAUAUUUAAUGGAUGCUGAUGACCCACACAAGUACUUCAUCUCAGGUUUUACAGGGCAUGUGCCAAAGUCUCGCUACCUAAUUGGCAAAGGUUUCCCCAUCAUUACCAACCAGGCACUGACCCAGUUUGGGUCACAGCAGCGACGCGACCCCACAUCCCAAAACACCUCAGGGGAGAAGGACAGUACAGUAACUUCCAUGCCUAAAAUCUAUCCAGCAAAUACCGGUUUGGUGCCAUCAUUCACAGGACACAUCCCAGGGUACAAGUUUACCUAUGGACAUACCUUUGGUCAGCUAUCCAAGGAGGCAUUAGAAAAGAGUGGCAUCAAGAGGAUCCUCCUGGAAAAGUCAUAAAACCAUCAUCCACGUUAAUAAAACGAUUUCAAACUUA